Messenger RNA from Syzygium oleosum, 1008 nucleotides. Its product is annotated as heme oxygenase 1, chloroplastic-like. Gene Ontology annotation, molecular function: heme oxygenase (decyclizing) activity. Lineage: Eukaryota; Viridiplantae; Streptophyta; Magnoliopsida; Myrtales; Myrtaceae. The record is from RefSeq and is a predicted model, not a curated record. The transcript has 4 exons. Bases 84 to 884 code for a protein of 266 amino acids. Gene Ontology annotation, biological process: heme oxidation; phytochromobilin biosynthetic process.
CAACAUAUAAAGUUUCUUUGCUUAUCUCUUUGCCGUGAAGGCAAGGCCAAACCUGUCUGUGGAAAAUCUCAAGCGAUGACCAAAUGUCAUUUCUUAGUCUUAUUUCCCCACCAUAUUUUCAAACAUCAACAGCUUCUUCACACGCUAUAUAUGCAUAUGGGCAGAUCAUAACUCAUCAAGACACCAACAUCACAAAGCCAUUUUCCUUCCAUCUCAAAAAGAUGACAUCACAGGCCAAGGAAUUUGUGGAUGAGAUGAGGAUGGUGUCGAUGAAACUGCACACCAGAGAGCAGGCAAGAGAGGGAGAGAAGGAAGUGAAGGGGCCAGAGGAGAGGUCGGUCUCCAAGUGGGAGCCAACCGUGGAUGGGUAUCUGAGGUUUCUUGUGGAGAGCAAGCUGGUGUAUGAUGCACUUGAGGGCAUUGUUGACAAGCCUGAUUUCCCUUACUAUGCUGAAUUGAGAAACACUGGCCUGGAAAGAUCUGAGCAAUUGGGGAAAGACCUUGAGUGGUUCAAAGGCCAAGGCCAUGGAAUCCCAGGGCCAUCUGGUCCAGGUGUGGACUAUGCAUGUUAUCUUCAAGAAUUGUCAGAGAACGACUUUCCUGCCUUCAUCUGCCACUUUUACAAUUUUUACUUUGCCCACACUGCUGGCGGUCGAAUGAUUGGCAAAAAGGUUGCUGGGAAGAUACUCAACAACAAGGUCUUGGAGUUCUACAAGUGGGAUGGUGAGCUCAAGCAGAUUUUGCAGAAUCUGAGGGACAAAAUCAAUAAAAUCACUCUGGGCUGGACUAGAGAGGAGAAGACUCAUUGUUUGGAGGAAACAGAAAGAUCUUUCAAUUACUCAGGAGACAUCCUUCGUUUGAUACUGUCGCCAGUGCAAAACUAGGGCACGUGCGCGGGCACGGGUUAAAUGUUGUCACCAGACUGUAACAACAGUGUAUCGUAUGGAUUUCCAUUCCGAAGGAUUGUAAAGAUUCAGAAAGAAUAUAUCAUCAUUCAUUCACGUCCAA